This is a messenger RNA of Hypoxylon trugodes, 1077 nucleotides long. RefSeq lists its product as uncharacterized. NCBI's taxonomy places the organism in Eukaryota, Fungi, Ascomycota, Sordariomycetes, Xylariales, Hypoxylaceae. Bases 110 to 919 code for a protein of 269 amino acids. The transcript has 2 exons. The record is from RefSeq and is a predicted model, not a curated record.
CCAUUCUGACAUGUGUCUUCCACGAGCCAGCCCACGACUCCACGGCGCACUAGUGUGCAACUAGGUGCUUGUACUCACGAUAACUCAACUCCCCAUGCACUAAAACACCAUGAAAUUGACGUCGAUUCUCCCUUACUUGGCUGCGCCCGGCAUCGCGCUGGCGCAAUCCGCCCCCGAGACGGUCCCGACGAUCCUCGGGAUCCGUGGAGCUAAUUCAGCGGGUUGCUUCUCCGCUACGAGUCUAAAUCUGGCGCUAAAGCCCGAUAGUUUGAGGGUUGAUUUCGCCGACAUGCGCGCUAGUGUCACCCCGACCGACCCAUACGAUUCCGAAGCUGCGAUAUGUGUUAUGUCUAUUGAACUCGGAGCAUUUCCAUUAGGAUGGCGUUUCGCUUUAUCAGAUGUCACGUAUACCGGACAUGCGAAGCUAAGCGGUGGUGCACGAUUGCAUAGUUUUGCAGCCAACGCUUAUUUUCAAUGGGAACAUCUUAAGAAUAAUGACCCGAUCAAUGAACCGACGAUUAAGAAUGCGUCUGGGUCGUAUCUGAUGGAUGUCCCUGAGAAGAUUGUUGAUUUUGGCCUAACCGGGGUCUAUGACAAGGAAUUCAGUGUUAACAUUCGGAAUGACAACUUGCUUUGGUCGCCGUGCUUUACCGGACAAGAAUACUCCUACGACGACAAGAUGCAAGUCCAGUUCCAGUUCCAAGCGUAUUUGACGAAGGAGGGUUACUCGAAAACAGGAGCGGGUGUCUUCGGUCGACCCAUCAACCCAGCUCUGACCGCCAACUUCAAAUUACUUUGGGAAAAAUGCGAUCCCGCGGAACGUAAUGCUUGGGGACAAUUUCGCAUGGGUGACUACGAGACCUGUUCCCGCAUAGGUCCGACGGAUCCAUCACAAGGAGAGCCGACUGUCAAGUGGUAGAUAGCUGCGCAAAACCAGUAAAUAUGGCAGAUACUUCUAUCCAAGAGCUGAACUUCGAGUAUAAGGAUGAUGGCAAUUAUUAACAGAGGCGUUGGGUAUACCAUUAAUAGAAGAGUUUAUGUACCUUCAAUAUGCACAUCAUAGUGUGUAAGCGGUUU